AUGGAUACGUUAUUAACUGCGGACAUCGUCGCCAAUUCCCCGCGGUUCCGGCGGAAGUCAUCCACAUUUGUGGAUGCGAUCCAUGACUUGCCCGAGAAGGCCGAUCUAGCCCCCGCGCAGCUCUACAGCACCGAGUCCGGCCGACUCUUCCACUCCGGUCGGAUUGUCAUCAUCACUGUAGGACUACCAGCAAGAGGCAAGACACAUAUCUCCGUGGCUCUGGCGCGUUACCUUCGAUGGCUGGGCGUGAAGACAAGAAUAUUUCAUCUAGGAGAUUAUCGGCGUGCUACUAUCCCUUACGGUCAAGACAUUCCCGAUGAUUACUUCUUCGUCAACGCAUCGGCAUCUUCGGUCCUUUUAAGACAGAAGAUUGUGAAGAGAUGCCGUGAGGAUAUAUAUCAUUUUUUGAAUCACGAGAAUGGGCAGAUAGCUAUCUAUGAUGCUGUCAAUCCCAUCGCUUCGGGACGACGGUCACUCGCAAAGGAGUUUGCCAAGCAUGAUAUAGAAACACUGUUCAUUGAGUCAUGGUGUGAUGACGAACGCAUUAUUGAGGAGAAUGUCCGGAGGGUCAAGAUAUCUUCACCAGACUACGUAGGGUGGUCUUCGGAAGACGCAGUCAAACAUUAUUUGACCAGAAUAGCCGCCCGUAUUCCUCAGUUCCAAACAAUGGAAGAGACGGACCUCAAUUACAUCAAGAUGAUGAACGCAGGCGAACGAUUGAUCGUAAACAACCGAAGUUUUGGCUAUCUUUCUAAUCGCAUUGUCUUCUACCUCCUUAACCUCCAUAUCAAGUCUAGGCAUACGUACUUCGCCAGGGCCGGCGUUUCACUGGAAGCGCCCUCUUACAAAACAGAUGCCUCUUUGUCUGAGCAAGGGGAGGAUUACGCGAAGAAAAUGACCGAAUGUCUGCUGCAGCACAGGGAAGCUGAAAGACAGGCUAUGACCGAACAGGGCGAGAAAGAUUAUGAGUUGAAGCCGUUGACAGUAUGGACAUCUACACGACGGAGGACUGUUGAGACCGCCAAGUAUCUCCAUGAAACAGGAUACAAAGUUCGGCAGCGAUCCCAGAUGAGCCAGCUGAACCCCGGGGUAUGCGAGAAGAUGUCAGAAAGGCGAAUCCGUGAGGAGUAUCCAGACGAGGUGGCCAAGCAUGAGCUUGACCCCUAUCAUCAUCGGUACCCGCGAGCAGAAUCAUAUCAUGACCUUGCGGUGCGACUUGAGCCGAUUAUCCUGGAGCUCGAACGCGAACAGAACGAUCUCUUGAUUAUUGCGCACGAGAGCGUAUUAAGGGUUCUUUAUGGUUAUCUGAUGGCAUGCAAUGCAGCCGAUAUCCCAUUCUUGGAAUUUCCACGGGACGAAAUAAUUGAAAUAAUACCCGAAAGCUAUCAGAACGAGGCACGCAGAAUCCACAUUCCUGGUCUUCCCAAAGAGAUCAUCCCCGGCUCGCCCGAAGACAUCAAGAUUCCCGUCCCGCCGAGUGGGAUGACGACCCCACUGGCUGGGGGACUUGGAAGUCCAAAGGAAGGCCUUGCAACGCCGCAGAGCGGCCUCCGGACCCCGCGGGAGCCCGAGAGGAUCUCACAGCAGCACCUUUGCCCACCGCAGGGGAGCCGGGAGGCCGGGGGGGCGAUUCCCGCUCUUAUCGAUAAGCCGCCAGUCGCAGGCACAAAAAGUCAGCCGUGCGAACCAUUCGACAGCCAGUACCAGUUGGCGACGACCAGUCCACCCCGCACUUGCUUAAUUCUUGAGUCCCGACUGACGAGCUUCAUGGUCUCCAUUACCUCCGAGUACAUCAGCGUCGGGGGCAAUAGGCAUCCCGCCGCCGCCGACUGGGACGUCGAGUUGGGCGUGCUUGCCUUUGGUGCAGAUAACAAUGUUGCCUUAUGGGAUCCUAGGGACAGUUCACAGCGCGGGGUCUAUUCGCUUCUUGUCGGCCACACUGAUAAGGUCAGUGUCGUUCGCUUCUACACAUGUCCUUUUUCGGGAACGAAACUCCUCUUGACGGGGUCUGUCGAUCAUACGGUCCGGUUAUGGCGCGCCGAACCAGCCAAUCCACACCAUUUCGUCCACGCGCAUACUCUGGAAGGACAUACUGGCUCAGUCAAUACGAUCGCCGUGGCUGAUGGGCUGGAUCUUAUCGCAUCGGGCGCGGCAGAUGCUACCGGUGAGCCAAAGGGCGAACAGCUGAGGACUAUACCCAUGAAGCCACGCUUUUUUCCAUUGACUUUGGCUUUGGCACCACUUCAAACGGAGUCGAACGACAGGCCUGUGGCAUUGGCAGUUGCAGGGACCACCAACGCUGUGCAAGUGUAUGUGGCGGAAAACGCUACAGCCGACCCUGAUUUCAAGCUCUCCGCUGUGUUGUCCGGACACGAGGCUUGGCAAAGCAAGACUGGCGAUCUGCUAUUGGCCUCUGCUAGUCAGGACAAGUAUGUUCGACUCUGGCGACUCCAACGAGGGGAGGUUGUCCCUGCCACACCAGCGUGCGGGUUCGAACCGACGCUAUCAAACAAGGCCCAUCAGUUUGAGGCUGCGGGGUCCAAAUACUCUGUCACAUUCGAAGCUCUCCUGUUCGGAAAUGAGGAUUGGGUCUACACUACUGCAUGGAAUCCUGAUCCAGAGCGCCAACAACUCCUCACAGCUUCAGCAGACAACACUCUGACCAUCUGGGAACAAGAUCCGGUUUCGGGGGUGUGGCUUUCGGGUGAGCGAAUGGGAGAGAUCAGUGUCCAAAAAGGUUCCACCACAGCUACGGGGAGCACUGGUGGGUUCUGGAUAGGUCUGUGGUCUCCAGACGGCAAGCAGGCUGUGAGUCUGGGCCGCACUGGGAGCUGGCGCUCGUGGACGUAUGAUGCAGAAACCGAUAUGUGGGCGCAAUCACUGGGUAUUACGGGACAUGUGCGAUCAGCCAACGGAGUCCAAUGGGAGCCAACAGGAGGAUAUCUCCUGUCAACAAGUGCUGAUCAAACGACACGCCUCCAUGCUCAGUGGGUGCGCGAUGGACUGAAGUCAUGGCACGAGUUUUCACGACCUCAGAUUCAUGGUUACGAUUUAAACUGCGUGGACACUUUGGGACCGGCCCGUUUCGUAUCCGGCGCGGACGAGAAGCUUUUGCGAGUAUUCAAUGAACCCGGACCGAUCGUACAGCUCCUGGAACAACUCUCAGGGUUCAAGCAGUCCACCGAAGGAGCACUGCCGGACACCGCGCAGAUUCCUGUCCUAGGAUUAUCCAACCAGGCUCCUGCGGAUGAUGCUCCUGCAGGCGGAGACGGAGCAGAGGGCGAAGAAGUUGGCAAAGCCCAGGCAAACCAGGCGCUUUUGUUAGAGGCAAACCAGCCGCCAUUGGAGGAUCAGCUGGCUCGUCACACAUUAUGGCCGGAGCAUGAAAAGUUAUACGGGCACGGAUACGAAAUAUCAGCUGUGGCUGUCAGUCAUGACCGCACACUUAUUGCCACUGCUUGCAAGGCGAGUUCGAUUGACCAUGCAGUGGUGCGUUUGUACGACACAUCGGACUGGCAUGAAAUUCGACCAUCUCUCGCCGCGCACACGUUGACCAUCACUGGUCUCAAAUUCUCCAGCGACGACCGCUACCUUCUCAGCGUUGGGCGUGACCGGCAAUGGGCCGUUUACGAGCGCAGCAAGCAGCACAUCUCUACAUUCUCACUCUUGACUUCGAACCCUAAGGGCCACUCCCGGAUGAUUCUUGAUGCCGCAUGGGCGCCUGAGUCGGGAACAUCCAUCUUCGCAACCGCUGGCCGGGACAAGUCAGUGAAACUAUGGCGAAAGAAUGAAAGUUCGUUCGAGUGCAAGUCCACCAUUCCGCUGAAAACGCCCGUCACCGCCAUCGGGUUCCUUUCGAACGUUUACAAGGGCUACUUCAUCCUCGCUGCGGGUGAAGAAAGUGGGGAAUUGUCUGUCUACCGGAUUGCCGUCGAGAGUCUGGAGGCAAUUCAUCUGUCGAACGUCGACAAACUUGUAUCGCCUUCGAAGACGAUCACGCAGCUAUCCUGGCGGCCGACACCCGAAGAAGAGACAGGUGGUUUUGCGCUUGCUGUGGCAAGUGAGGACACCUCAACCCGCAUAUAUAGCUUCUCGGAUAUGGGUUUAUAA
Molecule: messenger RNA, 4110 nt
Organism: Aspergillus sclerotioniger CBS 115572
Lineage: Eukaryota; Fungi; Ascomycota; Eurotiomycetes; Eurotiales; Aspergillaceae
Product: 6PF2K-domain-containing protein
Exons: 18
Coding region: 1-4110 (1369 amino acids)
Biological process (GO): tRNA wobble uridine modification; regulation of DNA-templated transcription; fructose metabolic process
Cellular component (GO): elongator holoenzyme complex
Molecular function (GO): 6-phosphofructo-2-kinase activity; sequence-specific DNA binding; protein binding
Source: RefSeq, a predicted model, not a curated record